AUGAUUAAAAAGAGAUACUUUCUUCAGGAGCCUGAGGUGAAGGAGUACCUGGUCAAAGGGGAGAGGUUCAUCAAGUGGAGUGAUGACUCGACACACACAGCACCUGUAACUCUGAAGAUGGACUCAAAGGGUUUCUACCUCUACUGGACUAAUCAGAGCAAGGAAACUGAGUUUCUGGAUGUGGCAACUAUCAGGGACACAAGAUCAGGGAAAUAUGCCAAACUACCAAAACACCCUAAGGUUCGGAAUGUCCUGAACAUGGACUUUCCUGACAGCAAUCACCUGGCCAAAACCAUGACUGUUGUCUCAGGCCCUGACAUGGUCAACUUGACAUAUCACAACUUUUUUGCCAACAAAGAGAAAGUAGUGCAAAACUGGGAGGCUGACAUCUUGGCCAUGGCCUAUAACCCACACAGAGCUAACGCCUGCAGACAGGUCUUCCUGGAUAAAAUAUAUGUCCGACUUACUCUGCAGACCAACAAAGAUGGCAAGAUUCCUGUCAAAAACUUCUAUAAGAUGUUCCGAGCUGAUAAGAAGAGGGUUGACAGCGCAUUAUCUGCAUCUGGCUUACCCAAAGGAAAAUUUGACAGUGUCAAGCUGGAGGUCUUCACAGAGGAAAAGUACAAGGAGUUUCUCAGUAAUUUAUGUCCACGACCAGAGAUUUAUGAAAUCUUCACGUCAUACAGCACCAAGCCCAUCAUGUCAAAAGAGGUCCUGACCAAGUUCCUGAAUGAGAAGCAGCGUGACUCUCGACUCAACGAGGAGCUGUACCCUCCCCUGAGGCCGGACCAGGUUAAAGCCCUCAUGGAGAAGUACGAGCCCAUGUCCACCAACAUCAACAGGGGCCAGAUAACUCCAGAGGGCCUUCUGAACUAUCUGAUUGGGCCUGAGACAUCUGUGGUGGUCCAGGACAAACUGGCCCAGAGCCACGACAUGAAGCAGCCGCUCAACCACUACUUCAUCAAGUCCUCACACAACACCUACCUCACAGCGGGCCAGUUCUCUGGCGUGUCGUCCCCUGAGAUGUACCGCCAGUGUCUGCUGGCUGGCUGCCGCUGCCUGGAGCUAGACUGUUGGAAGGGCAAGCCGCCCGAUGAGGAGCCAAUCAUCACCCACGGCUUCACCAUGACAACCGAGAUCCUCUUCAAGGAUGUGAUCGAGGCCAUUGCAGAAAGCGCUUUCAAAACCUCCCAGUACCCCGUUAUCCUGUCCUUUGAGAACCAUGUCGACUCGGUGAAGCAACAGGAGAAAAUGGCAAACUACUGCAGGACAAUAUUUGGAGAUGCUCUGCUGACCGACCCACUGGAUAAAUACCCACUGAAGCCGGGUCUUCCCAUCCCACCCCCCUCUGAGCUCAUGGGAAAGAUCCUCAUCAAGAACAAGAAGGGGAACACUGCCACCACCACACCCAACGCAAUGAAAACACCAGCCCCAGAGCAGGCCAGCAAAUCGGCAGAAACUCCCCCUGUUUCUGCGCCCGAGCCGGCCACUGAUCCUGCCCCAGAGACAGCGGAUGAGGAGGAGCAGGAGCAGCAGGAUGAGCAAGACGAGGAGAAGAUGAAGAACUCAGAUGAGGGAACAGCUGGACAGGAAGUGACAGCAUACGAGGCAAUGUCAUCAAUAGUUAACUACAUACAGCCUUGUAAAUUUAUCUCCUUAGAAGCUUCCAGAAGGAAAAAUAAGAGCUAUAACAUCUCUUCAUUUGUGGAAACCAAAGGAGAGAGUCUCAUUGCCAAAUCAGCGGUGGAGUUUGUAGAAUACAACAAGAGGCAGAUGAGUAGGAUCUACCCUAAAGGCACCAGAAUGGACUCCUCCAACUACAACCCUCAGCCCUUCUGGAAUGCAGGCUGUCAGAUGGUAGCGCUGAACUACCAGACCAUGGAUUUUCCUAUGCAGCUGAACAUGAGUCUAUUUGAGUUCAAUGGAAGAACUGGCUACCUCCUCAAGCAUGACCUAUUGCGGAGGAACGACAAAACGUUUGACCCGUACUGUGAUAGGCUUGACACCAUUGUGGCCAAUACACUGAGCAUCAAAAUCUACUCAGGUCAGUUCUUGUCUGAGAAGAGUGUGAAGACUGGGGUGGAAGUUGAGAUCAUAGGGUUACCAGGAGACCAGAAGCGCAAGUUCCGCACCAAGUGGUGUGUGACUCCCAACUCAAUUAACCCUGUAUGGACUGAUGAGCCGUUUGUCUUUGAGAAGAUCUCGUUUCCUGAGAUGGCUUCACUGAGGAUCGUGGCUUAUGAGGAGGGAGGGAAGUUCCUAGGACACAGGAUCAUCCCAGUCGAUGCCAUCCAAUCAGGAUAUCACCACAUUGGGUUACGGAGUGAGAGCAACCUCCCCCUCACCCUUCCCUCCCUUUUCGUGUACAUCGAGGUGAAGGACUACAUCCCUGCAGCUUUCGCUGAUUUCACGGACGCUUUAUUCAACCCAGUGAAGCAUUCAGACAAGCCAUCAAAGACACAGGAGUCAUCAGCAUAUCUCUGCCCCUAUGAGCUCCCCAUGGCUACUACACCUGAGGUAGCUAAAGCUCCACCACCGUCUACUCUACCUGUGGCAGAUGUUGAAGUCAGUAAGGAUCCAGAAGAGGGCGCUAUCCUUCCUCCACCACCUGAGGAAUCUCCUGUAGCUGAUGCUGAUGCUACAACUGCUGCCGCCGCCGUUGAAUCCCCCUCAUCCCUGAUCACGGAGGAGAGAAGCCCCACUCCACCUCCAGAGCCCACUACAGAGCCAGUGACACCCCUCAUCUCCCCCCCUGACCCCCCCAUUCUCAACGGGCCAGCUUUAGACUCCAUCGACAUUGCCCCCACCCCGACACCCCCUGAACCAGAGGCAAACAUUGUGCCAGUCCCAGAGCUACCAUCCCCUGAUCCAGACAUGGAGACUUCAGAUGAGCCACCUGCCUCUGAAGCUCCCGCUGCUGAGCCUCUGUCUACUGGGAGUGAGGGGGAGGACAGGGCUGGUGACCCCCCCUCUGAGCCUGCCCCUGGAGCUGAAGCAGCCGCUGGUGAAGUGGCCUCAGCCACAUUAGUUACCAACUCAUCCAUCGACUUAACAGAACCCUCCACUGUGUCCUCUGAGGAGCUACUCCAGCACAAGAGCUUCCUGAAGGUCACCAAGAGGCAGGAGAAGGAGCUGAAGGAGCUUGAGCGAAAGUUCCAGAAGAAAGGCGAGGAGCUGACACAGAAAUACAGUGACCAGUUCAAGUCCCUCAAGAAGAAGACCUCCCUGAAGAAGAAAGUGGCUGGAAGUGAACAGGCGAGUGGAGAACCUCAGAUGGAGCGUGUGCUUGAUCUGAAGGAGAAGAUGCAGCUGGAGCUCAGGGCACAGUGGACUGAGCAGUAUCACUCCACCAGGAAGAAGAAGGAGCAGCAUGCUACCGAGUGCCUGACCAAGCUGCUGGAGAUGGCCACUGAGAGACACUCCAGCGAACUCAAAGCUUUACACAGUGAGAACAAAGAGAUGAGGAAGAAAACAGACUCCAAGCGAUCAGGAACAGACAAGUGCAGACUGAAGAAGAGCAAGAGUGUUGAGCUGCUUGAUGAAGAUGUCCCUGACAAUAAAGAGGCUGAAGACUGUGUGAACGCCCAGGAAGAGGCUCUGAGGAAGAACCAGGCUGCCACUCUGGAGACAUUCAGAAGCUUUGUUGGCAAGCUGGUCCGAGAGGCCCUGGACGAGCAUGGGGAGAAGAUGCGGACGCUGCCGUGUGACGUGAAGGUGGCGGUGAACACCUGCAUAGGGGCACACUUCCCCGAGCAGGUGGAGCAGCUCGCUGACAACAAGCCGGAGAAGGUGGGCCAGUAUGGACACGUCUUCCUGGGGUGAACGCAUCCCCUUAGCCUCCGCACCGCAACACACAUGCAAUCAUCUCUCUCAUAUUACCAAACUUAUUUAGAAUGUUUAUUUUUAAGUGAUUGCGUGGAUUUUAGUUUACUUUAGUUGAUUGUGUGGAUUUUAGUUUACUUUAGCUGAUAUGUGGUAUGUAAUCCUCAUGAUAUAUCAUACCUCUAGAGUACAGUGGUAGAGUGCAGUGCAUAGAGCUAUAUUUUACAUCUGCCAGUGGAGCAAAAGAUGUUAAAAGGUGUGAGCCAUUGUCACCUACAGUACAGUACAUUUCAAACCUAAAUAGUGAAAGGAUUCCUUUUAUGAUUGAGAGGGUGAUGUGGGGGUUGAGGGGGGCUAAUGGAGCAAUAUGUUUUUAAUGGAAGCUCAGGC
Messenger RNA from Alosa alosa (allis shad), 4212 nucleotides. It is a transcript of the gene plcb2, whose product is annotated as phospholipase C, beta 2. Bases 1 to 3822 code for a protein of 1273 amino acids. Gene Ontology annotation, biological process: phosphatidylinositol-mediated signaling; lipid catabolic process. NCBI's taxonomy places the organism in Eukaryota, Metazoa, Chordata, Actinopteri, Clupeiformes, Clupeidae. Gene Ontology annotation, molecular function: phosphatidylinositol-4,5-bisphosphate phospholipase C activity; calcium ion binding. The record is from RefSeq and is a predicted model, not a curated record. The transcript is spliced from 33 exons.